Messenger RNA from Mucor mucedo, 614 nucleotides. Its product is annotated as putative polysaccharide biosynthesis protein. Gene Ontology annotation, cellular component: cytoplasm. The record is from RefSeq and is a predicted model, not a curated record. Bases 34 to 468 code for a protein of 144 amino acids. NCBI's taxonomy places the organism in Eukaryota, Fungi, Mucoromycota, Mucoromycetes, Mucorales, Mucoraceae. The transcript has 6 exons.
UUACUUUCGUGUCAAAACACUAAUUAUUACAACAUGUCUAUGCGUCUUCCUUCUGCCGAUGAGCUUGAACAACUCGAAGAUAUUGAAAAGCAAUGGGCUGUCAAGGCCAUGCAUCACGCCGAGACUUAUUUCAAAUUGAUUUCUGCUAUUGAUCCCAAGAAACUCAAGUUAACAAAGAUCGAUGAUGAAAUCUUAAAGGAUUUUGAAGAGACCUUUCCCGAAAUUAAUGUCGAACAUUUAGAUGAUAAGGAUUUUAAGACUGCUGCCGCAAAGGAGAAAUGGAGACUUUUUAUCAACAAGUAUGAAAAGAGAGUGAAUGAAUAUAAUUUUGGAUCCUUGAUCCGUAUUGAUUGUAGAGAGGAUUAUACUGAGGAAAACACCAUGUUUGGUGUCCGCAUGCAGUUCUAUGCUGUUGAAAUUGCCAGAAACAAAAAGGGAUUGAAUGAUGGUUUACGUAACAAGAAAUAGAUUUAAUAAUAAAACCUUGGCAUUAUGCAUUACGAUAGGAGUCCUGUGCCUCCUUUAUGUUGGGGGGUGGCAAUAAAAUAUCUUGACAACAAUUAUUAAAUUGUAAUAUGUGUAAGGAGAUGUAUUAUGUAUAUGCGCGGAUUGGG